This is a messenger RNA of Drosophila willistoni, 934 nucleotides long. Its product is annotated as ficolin-2-like. NCBI's taxonomy places the organism in Eukaryota, Metazoa, Arthropoda, Insecta, Diptera, Drosophilidae. The record is from RefSeq and is a predicted model, not a curated record. The transcript has 3 exons. Bases 1 to 813 code for a protein of 270 amino acids.
AUGUCCAUGGUCCAUGUUCAUGGCCGUCAGCACAUGACAGGAGGUCAUCCGGUCAGGUCCGAGCUGACAGAAUACAUGAAAAACUACAUAUACACGGCAAGAAAAAAGUUAGAAGAAUAUGAAUCUAAGUUGACUGAUUCAAAUCAUUCACUUAAAAGAGAUUCUCUACAACUAAAUCAAACUGCGAAAAAUCUAAUCGAGUUUUGGGAAAAACAACCAAAACCCAGUUGUAAAGGCCUCUCAUCGGGAAUUCAUACAAUUGAAAUUGAUCCGAUUUCCGCACUCUGCGAGGGAGAUUUAGAAGGUGGUGGGUGGAUAGUUAUUCAUAAACGAUUUGAUGGGAACGUAGACUUUAAUAGAACUUGGACUGAGUAUCGUAAUGGUUUCGGUAACAAGAAAGAAGAAUUUUUCAUUGGUCUUGAGAACUUGCAUCGUAUUACCAAAUCCCAAACCAAUGAACUUUAUGUGCAAUUGGAAAUGCAAAAUGGAACUCUCCAAUUUGCUAGUUAUGGUAAUUUUAGAAUUGGUAACGAAACUGCAAAAUAUAAGUUGGAGUCGUUGGGAGAGUUUAAAGGGACAGCUGAGGAUGCUAUGAAGUACAAUUUAAAUGGAUCAUUUUCCACUUUCGAUCAAGAUAAUGAUCAAUGGAGAAUUGGUAAUUGUGCACAAAGGUUUGGAGCAUGGUGGUACAGGCAUUGUACCUUGAUCAACCUCAACGGAAAAUAUUCCAAUAGAGAAGUCAAUGAUGGUUUAAGUAUGAGCUGGACCUGGAUUUCCCUCAAAUCUGUCCAGAUGCUUAUCCGACCAAUAUAAAGUUGGACUUCAUUUCAAAAUCAACGAAAAUCCUGGAAAACUAACCAAUAAAAAGAAAAGAAUUGAUAUUUCAGCAACAAAACAAUUAAUUUUCAAACUUAGAUGACAUUCGCUGUCUACC